GAGAGAGAGAUCAGCAGACAGAUUCUGCAAAGAAUUAAAUGGGUAGAUCAGAGGAAGAAGAAGACAAAAAGAUGCAGAAAAUGGAUCUCUCUUUGAAGAUUAAUCAUCAUAGUGAAGAACACCAAGGAGCAGAUCAGAAGAAGGUAGAAGAAGAUGACGAUAAGGAAGAAAUAUUGGCAAAAGCAGUGAAGGUUGACGAACAAGAAGCUCCUCAUCAUGAAGCCGCCACAGCUGCACAAAAUCAGACAGAAGAACGAGUACCAGAAGAAGAUGAUAAUAAUGGAUCAAUGGUACAGAACACUAAAGCAAGAGAGGAGUUAAGUGUGCUACAAGUGGAGACAGAUCGCAUGAAAGAAGAAAACAAAGUUUUAAAGAAAGUAGUGGAACAAACCAUGAAAGACUUCUACGAUCUUCAGAUGAAACUCGCAAUCAUCCAGCAGAACCACAGCAAACACAAUAAGGAUCCUGAUCAUCAGAUCUCUCUGCCACUUCAAAACAGUGGAAAUCCUGUUGGCAGUGAUGAGAAUGAUCAUAUAAAGAAGAUUGGAUUGGGAUUAUCACUGAGGUUACAGACAAGUGAAGCGGAAGAUGAUGAAGCUAAAAGGGAAGGACAGGAGUCUAAGAAGAAGGAAUUCUUAGAAUUGAUGACAAGUAGCUUUGGAACAUUAUCAUCAGUGCAAAACAAAAUACCUCGGACUAAUAUUCAUCACGAGUCGCCAGCUUCUGGUCUCAGUAAUGCUCAUGUUGCUUCUUCUUCUUCGUCUCCAAAUAGGAAGGCUAGGGUUUCUGUUAGAGCCAGAUGUGCAGCAGCCACUAUGAAUGAUGGGUGCCAAUGGAGAAAAUAUGGACAAAAAAUUUCCAAAGGAAAUCCAUGUCCUCGUGCCUAUUAUCGUUGCACUUUUGCCCCUGGCUGUCCCGUCAGAAAACAGGUGCAGAGAUGCUUAGAGGACAUGUCCAUUCUAAUAACAACGUACGAAGGAACACACAACCAUCCUCUUCCCGUAGGUGCCACAGCCAUGGCUUCCACUGCUUAUGCAGCUCAUUACAAUAACAAUAAUACCUUUCUCCCAUCACCAAACCCUAAUAUUGACCCUUCCAAAGGACUCAUCCUUGAUCUAACUUCAACCCCCUUAUCUUCUUCAUCAUCAUCACAGCCCAGAUUUUCUUGGACACCAAACACAACCAAUAGUUUUCCCAGUUCUGUACAAGAAAAUAAUCACAGUGUUUCUGCGAUUGCUUCAGAUCCUAAGUUUAGGGUUGCUGUGGCGGCUGCGAUAACAUCCAUUAUUAAUAACAAAGACAUCAAUCAUAGUACUGUUACUAAUAAUAAUAAUGAUAAUAAUCCUUCAGCGGGGACAACGUUGUCGACGGCUUCUUUUGUUGGUGCUGGCAAUAAUAUUAAUAAUGGAAGAAGCUCUGGUAGUAGCAGCAGUAACAGAUGGAUCUUAGAGUCCCUCUCAUCAUCACCAAAAGGGAAGACCCAGUUGUAAGAUUAAGCAUGGAGGAGGAUAUUAUUCUGAUUCAUUUGUUUCUUUUGUUUUUUCCCCCUUGAAAUUACUUUUUCCUAUAUUUUUUUAAUUUACAUACAUAUACGUAUAUAGGCUUAAUAUAUGAAGAAAGUUUUAAUUACUUUACGUAUGCAAGUAAUUGAAGCUAAGUGAAGUGUGAAGAUACUGCAAAUCUGUUGUGUUGUGUAGAUCUUUUCGUGUACUGUACUCAUUCCUGGA
Molecule: messenger RNA, 1727 nt
Organism: Neltuma alba
Lineage: Eukaryota; Viridiplantae; Streptophyta; Magnoliopsida; Fabales; Fabaceae
Product: probable WRKY transcription factor 9
Exons: 5
Coding region: 39-1490 (483 amino acids)
Biological process (GO): regulation of DNA-templated transcription
Molecular function (GO): sequence-specific DNA binding; DNA-binding transcription factor activity
Source: RefSeq, a predicted model, not a curated record